GGUUUGAGGACAGAGAGACAUCAUGUUUUCUCUCUGGAACACAAAGCUGUAGGAGGAGAGUGGUGUUGGGUAAUAGGCAAAAAUCAAGAGAGGCAGAGAGCUGCACAUCACUGGCUCACAGAGCGGACACCACCUCACCCAGAUAACGAGCACAUAUCCCUCAGGCACAGAGAACCAUGGCGUUUACAGGGUUGCUGCAAGAGGAGGACAUCAGGGCUGCCGUCAAGGCUUGUCAAGCUCCAGGCACAUUCAACUUCAAGUUGUUCUUUGCACAAGUGAGACUGACCGGCAAGCCAGAGGCAGAGGGCCAACGGGUGUUCAGAGUCCUGGACCAAGACCAGAGUGGAUACAUAGAGGAGGAGGAGCUGAAACUAUUCCUGCAGAAUUUCUCCUCGGGGGCCAGGGACCUGACUGAUGCUGAGACCAGAACUCUCCUGGCGGCAGGAGACAGAGACGGAGAUGGCAAGAUAGGGAUGGAAGAGUUCUGCGCUUUGCUGAAAUGAAGCUUUCACUCCUCAUAAGGGCUGUCUCUUUUUUUGCUUUCUCUUGGUACUUUUUACAACGUCUGGAAUCCAAAACGCCCAACUUCAGCAUGUCUGGAGGGAAAUGCCCACCUCAGCGACUCUAUGUAUAUGCCUGCUGCCACUCUCCCCGGUUGAUGGUGCAUCUUGGCACAUAAGUUCGUAGCCGGACAUCCAGAUAAACGUGGAUAUUAGAUGUAUAAGUGAGUGUCUGUCUAUCCAUUGGGUAACUGGUAUGGUUUAAUAAAGGAUCUAAAACGUA
Molecule: messenger RNA, 783 nt
Organism: Coregonus clupeaformis (lake whitefish)
Lineage: Eukaryota; Metazoa; Chordata; Actinopteri; Salmoniformes; Salmonidae
Product: parvalbumin beta-like
Exons: 5
Coding region: 177-503 (108 amino acids)
Cellular component (GO): nucleus; cytoplasm
Molecular function (GO): calcium ion binding
Source: RefSeq, a predicted model, not a curated record